CCUCGCCACGGCAAAAGUUUGUGGAAUUUCCUUCAAACUCUUGAUGGAUGUAAUGCAUUAUAUUUAACUUCAUUAUCCUGUGGUUUACCUGCAUGUUUGCUUGUUUUAUGGAUAAAGCGUCGUGGUUUCGUCGUUGGAGUUUACUGAAAUCAAUGGGUAUGGUUAUCUAGCAGCGGUUUGUUGAUGAUUUUGUGGCAAUUAGCAGGUUCUCGUUCCGUCAUGCAUGUAGUAGAUGGCUAGUGGUGUUGCCAAGCUCAAACCACUGUCAUCAGUGAUCACUGAGCCUGAUGAAGUCCUUGUACAAAAUAUGGAAGAAAAUGAAGUGCUAGCUGGACUAGCCAGAAGCAGUGAUUCCGCAAGGAAAACUGAUAUUUUGGACGAGCUGCGUGCAAAUGCGCGGCGAAAUGGUGGUCGAUUACAAUUUGUUGAUCGUCUUUCUCUGUUUCGCGUUUUGCAAGAAGCACUUGCCGACCCAAACUCAAACACAAGACUGCGUUGUACGGAGUUUCUGUGCGAAAUCAUUCCAGAAUUUGGGAACGAUUUGGAUGAUUGUAUGACUCUUGUUCUUCCUCAACUCGUUUCUAACAUCGGAGACAACCAGGUGUCGGUAAAGAAAUCUGCGAUUCAGACACUGCAUGUAUACAUGAAACAUUCUUCGCAGGUCAGUGCAGUUUUGAACGCUAUAAUCGAUCAUGGUCUUGAGAGUGACGAUAGAAGAACAAGAACGGAAAGUCUAGUUGCUUUGCCCAUCCUUAUAAUGCCAAACUUGGCGCAUGAAGAUUUGUUUACAUUGACAAAGGCGCUUGUCGGUAGGUUGGAAAAUUCAUCGAGACCCGAAAGCUCGCCUGCUGUCAUUUCUCUCGAACGGAUAAAAAAUGUUGUAGGAUCCUCAGUUUUCGACAAUUACCUUCGGCGAUUGCCCCCUGACCAACAAAACGUUUGUUUAUUGGCGCUUCAAAAUCGGAGUGCCGAUCCAGUACAAGAAAUGGAGGCGUUUGGAGGUCGAAAGGCUAAGAGUGCCAGUCAUUUGAAUUCUAAUGGAAUUAUUACAGACGUUGAUCACUCAGAUAGAGAUACUGUGUUGGAUAGAGGACAUACUAUAGCAGUAACUAGUAACUCAGAUGACUUUACUGAUGGAGGCUAUGGUCCACUAGAGUAUGGGUUUGUUCCUAUAUCUGUGAUGGCAAAACUCAAAGAUCAAAGCAACUGGAGAGUACGAGCACAAGGAAUUGAAGAGUUGAAAACACUAAUGGGUCAACUGACAGAUACUUCGCCAGUUUACCCAAAUCUAGGUUCACUCUUUGCACUCCUCCUUGGUUUUCUUGACGAUGUGAACUUUAAGAUUGGUGUCACCAGCCUCCAAAUUAUUGGGCUACUUGUAGCCAAACUUGGGGUGGGUGUGCGGCCAGUUUUAAAGCCUCUUCUGUUAGCACUCUCAAACAGAUUGGGAGACAAUAAGAUAGUGAUCAGGCAGGAAAACAUGAAAGUUUUGAUGCAACUUAUGCAAAUCCUUUCUCCAAAAGCAGUGCUGUCUGUGUUGACAACUAAUCUACAACAUCGCAACUCCAGAGUGCGAGAAGAAACUGUCAAUGUUUUUAUCGCAGCGUUGCUUACUUUCCCCAGUUCGGAUUUCAGUCUUCCAGAUACGACAAACUCAAUUGCCCCUGCCUUGGUGGACAGUAAGAGGAGAGUGAGACAGGCAGCAUUAGAAGCAUUUGCAGUUAUAGCCCAGGCAAUGGGACCUGGACGUAUUCAACCUAUUAUUGCUGCAGUUGAUAGUGUUGAACUUAAUAUGGGGGGUGAGGGUGUUAUGGGUGCCAUAACAGCAAGAUUGGCUCGGAGGCAACUCCCCCGCUUAAAUAGAGAUGGUUUGGUGGAGUAUGCUGUUCCUAUGCCUUCAUCUGGGACAAUAAGAGGCCAGAACAAUACACCACGUGGAGCUGAUAUUGACUGGAUAUUAGCUGGUACAGCUGGUACAGGUUCUGCAGAUCCCUCUGGGACAGCUCGCUCUACUCCAGGACUUAAUGAUUCUUGGAAUAUGUCAGGACCAAGCCCCCGAAGGUUCUUUAGUGCAGGAAAGAAUCGAUUACCAUGGGAAGGUGACCAGGGUCGAGAUGGAAACCAGGUAUUAUAAGUUAACCAAACAACAAAGUGUUUUCAGCUCCAGAACCAUUGUUUCCUGGUUGCACUUACCACCUUUUUCUUCUUUCUUAACAAUAGUAAUUUAUUAUAAUUUAUUAUGUAUUAUUGUUCACUGUGUGGCAUUAUUGUUGCUUAAAUUGAAGUUUUAACACAGUAGCAAAAAUAAAGUGUGGUUGUAGAAAUGAGUAGUUCAUCAUGCAUGUAAAAUCUGAAAUGUCAAAUACAUGUAUACACUGUAUCUAGAGUUCUUUUGUGAGAGACAAUAAUUUAGUAAAUACAGUGUAAACCAGAUAUUCGAGAUUAGGUUUCGUGACACUUUAAUUUGUAUGUCUUCAUUUUUUUCAGUACAAGUCCUAAAUUAGAUUGUUAAUUGGCAUGAAGAUGUGAAUUAGUGAAAAAAAUAAAAAGCAGAAAAUUUUAUUUUCUCCAGGGGCCAAAGAAAAUGGACUUUUGGACAAAGCUGAUUGCUGUGUAUACUGUAUAUCUCGGUGGGAGCAUUUCCCUGCUGAUUUUCCCUUUCCAUUGUUAUUUCUUGAAUAAUGUCCCUAAUAUUAAUUAGUGUUGUGUGGGACGAGUAAAUAACUGGCAAAAAACCUUUCUUUUCUGUGAAAUUACUUGUCUCUAAAAUUAGUAUUACAUCAAAGCUACUUUUAUUUAAAAUCAGCAAAAAGUACAUGGUUAAUGAUAAAUAAUUUUAUCCAUCAAAUCACGAACUGUAACAAAUAUCUUUUUUGCCAAGAUGACUGAUUUGUUGAUUAUUUUACACUGAUAACUGUAAAAAAUUUUCAUACAUUUUUUGUUGGUUAUCGCUGUCAUUGGCUAUACAGUGGAACAUAAACUGCAUCGAUCUAUAUCUUUCUAGGCUCCAUACAAACUUGAACUUUACAUUGCUUCUUUUAAAAGCUUUUUCUCUGAUUUUGAUUUCAGGUUUUAAGAUUUUAAAAAAGCUGAAACUUUAACUUUUAAACUUAUUUCCCCUCAAUAUGGUUUGUUUACAGCUUUUUAAAUCUUGGGUUUGUUUUCAUUUAAACUUGUGAACAUUAUUUGCAUGAAUGUUUAUCAGCUCUGUAUGGGGUGAUUCCACAGUUACUUAAUAUUUCAAUUUUUUCUCUUAAUUUUCCUUCAUUCUAUGUAAGAUAGAAAAGUAAAUGUAACUGUUAAGUAGAGUUGUGAAAAUUUAAAAGAAAAAUUUGAUACAUUGCAAGUAUUGUAUUUUUUGUGAAGCUCAGUCAAAAAAGAGAAUUUCUGUGCCCAAAAGAAUCACUUUAUAAGCUAGGGAGAUUUAUUAUUGUUGCUGUUGUUUAGGAUAUCAGCCUGAUUAAGGAAAUGUUGAGAAAAGGAAGUUAAAAUAUUUGAUGGCCACCAUAACUGCUUUUGCCAAGCAACAGUAAAAAUCUGGCUCGGUCUUGUUUUGGGUUUUACUCUGCUUGUGUACUGGAAUUCUCAUAUUUAUUCUAAGUAAAGUAAUUUCCCUGGUUUGAGCAAAAUUUGCGCUCUCCACUAUUAAGAGGGUGUUUUAUUGAGAUAUAUAAAUUUAAGUUUGGCAGUUUGCAAUAUUUUUCAAGAACAAAUUUAAAAAUUCAAUAUCACAUCCUCUUGUUAAAGUGCCCUCAAAAGUGUUCACUUUUGAAGGCAGUAUUGUUUUGUUGGGAACGAGAAGAGUGUGUGGGAAGCAUGAAAGGGAUGUGGUACAUUUCAGGUUAACUGUGAUUUUAUUUUUUUAGCCAAUCGCUGACAAUAUUGAUCCAGUGCGGCCACCAGUGAAGCUUCAUUCUUGGGCCCCUACUGAGAUAGUGAGUGAUCGUCCUGUGAAGUCCAAUACACAACCACGAGCAGCAUCAAUGCCCAAGUCUAAGCUGACAACCUCCUCCUAUGCAGAAAAAUACCAUGCCAUGAGUGUACAAAGGGCCAACCAAGUGGCUGAUCGCCACACCCCAAAGUCUACAGAAAAUAUACCAUCAAGCUCUUAUGCUGAAAUGCACAGGGCUAAGGUGAAGAAAGAUAGAUCCAAGAUUGGUAGUCCUGUGGCACACUUAAGUCAAACUGCUCCAAACAGUUAUGCUUUACUUUACAAGCGUGGAACCAUUACCACUAAAUCAAAGGCUACCAGCAGUGCAGAACCUGCAGUUGGGGAACAGACACCUAAAGAAGCUGUUUUACGUUCUGCACAGUCUGUCACACCUACUCCAUAUACACUUCAAAGUUCAUUCUCACCUGGUGAUGAAGACCCAUUUCCUUCCUCUCAGAGGAAAUCUUUUCCAAUGUCACUGUCCAGCUCCUGGCCUGAUUGGUCAGAAAUGAAGCCUUUUGGUAGAUUGUCUCCAGUCUCCCACAGUAAGUACAUAAACACACUGCACAAAAUAUUGGUGAAGUAAAACAGUAGACUUUGUUCUAAAAGUGUACCAGGAGAAAAAAGCUGACACUUUUCAGGUUCUGAACUCAAUGUGUCACUACUUAAAUCUGGAUAGUGCUUUUGAUAGGUUGAAGAAAUUUUCAACCCAGUUCAGGGUAGUGACACAACAUCAGUAUGGAAUCCUGCGCUCUUUCCUUAAAUACCAUUUUGUUUGAAAACCAUUUGUGGCGGCACCAGAUGUUUGCUGCUUUCUUUGGCUUCAAGCACAAUCUGAUUGAAUUAAACAUACUUAAAUGCUUGACUCAUGUUAACAAGCUGUUCUGUCUCUUACCAGCUGUUCCUGCUGAAACAGACUCAUCACUGGAUCAGGCUGAUGGUGAAGCAAGGAAAUCUGGUAUGCCAUUGCUGUUUCACACUUUCUUAGAUGGACUCCAUUGAAACUAUUGAAGCUUAGAGAGGUCUCAACCUAAUUAGCAAUUAAUGAAUGAGGCUGAGUAGGAUAUGAAUAAUUAAGCAGAUCGAGGAGGGUGUUAUCUAAAGAGGCCGAAGGCCGAGGUGCAUAACACCCUCCAAAAUCUGCUUAAUUCUUCAUAUCCUACGAAAGCCGAAUUCAUUAAUUACUUUAUUAUUCAUUCAUAAUAAUGCCUAGUUUAAAGUACCCCAAGCCUUCAAUUUUUUUUCUUUUGGUAGAUUUCCAUAUCUUUCAAGAACUCAUUAUCAAAAAAUUUUUUCAGAAAAAUUGAAUCCUUUUUUUUUAAGAGCACUAAAAGUGACCGAAAUUUUUAAACUUUUGUGUGCUAUAAGCCCCGCUGGGCAAAUUUUUGUCUCAUGGGCUCAUUAGGAACGGGCCAAUGAGAAGCAUCUGAUAUUUGACACUUUUUUAGCUGUGACGUAAGAAAAGGACACUGAAAGUAUAGUGCAAUCACAGAUUAUUUGUUAAGCUUACAAUUUGUAUGAAAACAUGUCCUCCUCUGAAGAGUUUUCCGACACAAGAAGCAAAGAGUUGACAAAAGUAGCACGAUGUCCUUUUCUUACGUCACGUUCCAUAUUUGGACACAUUUAGCGUAGUGGGGGACUAAUGCAAGCGACAGGUGAAAAUAUCGCCAAGAGUGCCUUCAUUUUCGAAAAGUAGUCCUGAAAGAUAUGGAAAUCUACCAAAAGAAAACAAAUUGAAGGGUUAGGGGCACUUUAAAAGCAUAGCUAAAACAUGCUUACCUGGAUCAAUGUUCAGUUUAUCUUCGAUACUGUACAUUUAGUCUUGUCCAGCUCCGUAAAUAUUCUCCAAAUAGCAGAUGUCGCUCUCCGAGUUGUCUUCUUUCUGUUUUUGCUAUGUUUUUAGCCAUUAUUUUGCCUAGUUCCAACUGUAGUUCUUACUCUUGAAACGAGUGAAGUGUCCGCCAUUUUAGUUUUCAUAACGAAAACAACUCAACCUCGUCUCCAGUUCUUCUCGGUUAACAGUGCAUUAACCUGUAGAAGGCUGCAUUUUUGAUGUUAUUUCCUCGUUAAACACAAAAUUCUUCCAAAUUUGGUCUUCUGUAAAUGGUUAUGGCAAAUUAUGCAUGUGCUUUUAGCCAAUCAGAAUUGGGGAAGUAUUUUGAAUGAAUAAUAAUAGAGAUUAAGUAAUGGUCCAGCUAAGAAGCAGGCAGAAAAACAAUAGCCCGUAGCGAUAGCGUCAGAUAUUUUCCAGGCGCUAAUUUCUCUAAUCAAAUUAAAUCUGAUUGGUCAAUGCAGCGAAAAGCGCAAAAUUUGAAUUUUAGAGUUGAAUUAAGAUAGCUUAAGACUCAUUCCAUUCAACAACUUUUUAUUUCGUCUAUUGCUUUGUUAUGUUGAAAAAUAUAACAUAUCUAAAAUGUAAAAGAUUAAUGAAGGGCUUGGUAUAACUGAAUGUUAAGUAAUGUUUUGGGUGUUUUUUUUUCUUCCAAAUCAGCUGACUUAAGAUAGCUCAAGACUCAUUCAAACAACUUUUUAUUUCGUCUAUUGCUUUGUUAUGUUGAAAAAUAUAACAUAUCUAAAAUGUAAAAGAUUAACUUUUCUAUGCGCCAAACCUGAGGAAGUUAAAGUGAUAUGAAAUUACAUGAAGAUGAGCACAGUGUUACAUCCAUCAGCGACAUUGUGAACAACAUUUACGUCGGCUCUCACGAAAGAAAUGUCAAAACCAUGAUCAUAAAUGGCAGCAAUUUACUCUCACGUGGCGAAUCUGGUGAACACGCCAAUGUCACGCAUAGACCAUACAGAACAACAACAAGUACACAAAAUCAAAUNGCUCAAGACUCAUUCAAACAACUUUUUAUUUCGUCUAUUGCUUUGUUAUGUUGAAAAAUAUAACAUAUCUAAAAUGUAAAAGAUUAACUUUUCUAUGCGCCAAACCUGAGGAAGUUAAAGUGAUAUGAAAUUACAUGAAGAUGAGCACAGUGUUACAUCCAUCAGCGACAUUGUGAACAACAUUUACGUCGGCUCUCACGAAAGAAAUGUCAAAACCAUGAUCAUAAAUGGCAGCAAUUUACUCUCACGUGGCGAAUCUGGUGAACACGCCAAUGUCACGCAUAGACCAUACAGAACAACAACAAGUACACAAAAUCAAAUCUAAAUGUUCUGCAUUUGGAAAAAAAGAUGAUGUUACCCAGGUAGAAAAAAUUCCUGCAUGUUCGGCGAAUCAAGUUUCAGAAAAAGCUCUCUUACAGUUUAUCUGUUUAGAUCAGGAGCACGGUUCACGUGUACAAACGAAAUUUGGCAUAUAUAAAUUACAAUAAUUUAUAUCCUCAACAUUUACAGCUACAAAGCUGUCCCUUGGCGCAAACAAUAACAACAUGUUGUACUACAGAUCCGCCAAAAAUCAUGGAUAUUUAUUGAAUUUUACAUUUUCUAGAAAUUUAUUUUUAGAAAAAUGUACAUAAUUCGGGCCGUCAUGCGUAACAUUCACACGCAGCAAAUUAUCAUUUUGGUAACAUUUCAUGUUUUAACCAUAAUAGAUUUGAGCAGAACUAGUAUCCUUAUAAAUCAAAAUUAUUUAUAGAUUUCAACUGUAUAGGUCAAACUUUGUCAGAAAAAGUGGUUUUUGAGAAAAAUGAGCUUUCUUGAACCAGUGUACCAGCAUCACGCUGUACGUUUAAUUCCACAAAAUCAGCAAUGCGUCCAACAUUUCAAAAUAUAGAUUGCUUCAAAGAUAAAAUAGCCUCAGUAACUGGAAUGCUCACCUUUUCAACAGUCAAUCCUGAAAAUUUUGGCCUAAUUCCUCUUUACCAUCCAGAGAAUGAAGCAAAUUUCUGAUUACCAAACACUUUGAAACGUGCCAUGUUUGCACCUGAUUUUCGCAAGGAAGGCAAAAUGCAAGCAGUCUCCACGCGCGAAGCAUGAAACUGACCUCGCUAAUUUUUUUUCAUGUGUCAUUCUCAACUCAUUCUCAACUUGUAAAUAGCAAUUUUCAUGGAAAAAUAUAAGAAAUUGUGUGCGCUAGAAGCAAUUUCUGAAUACCAAGUGUUUUGAAACGUUUUAUGGAAGGUUUCAGGUUACAUUCAGCAACAUCGAUCUCAAAGAAACGCAUCAACCUCGCAAACUUUCUCCGCCAUCUCACUUGCUUUAACUUGAAGGAAGGCUUCACCAUGACCUUGGUAACCACCCAAGAACUUUCCAUAAGUUUAUUGUUAUGCAACAAAUCGAAAACACGUGAUAAAACGUUCAGUACACGUGCGGUUCUAGUGACACUCUAGGGCUACAAUUGUCUGCAUAAUUUACUUUAUUUACAUGAUAAAAACAAAGCCAAAACGAAAAUUUAUGUCCUUACAUUCCUUUUAUUUUCAAAAGAACAUUUUUGUGAGAAAAAAUUAAGAAAACAGACCUAAUAAUGUUAACAAACAUGAAAUGGGCAGAGCCGCAAUGCAUCCUGGGUAUUACAGAAAUUGUUCCGAUUAAGUCAAAAUGAGCUAAAACGGUCUAAAAUGUUGUAAUUUGGUUAAAGAGGUUCAGUUUCUUUGCAAAUAAAGGAUUUUAAAUGAAUUUUGAAGUUUUUUAGAAUUUUUCAUAUUUUCUUAACAUGUUACGCAUCUGUACAUGUGUAGUGUGCUACUGAUCUUACAAGGUUUUGAUAUUUACCCCAUAAAAAUCCUUCUUACAAUCUCUCUCAUCCUUGUUAAACAUAAAGGCAAGCUACAGUCAUGCUCGCUUGAUCUUCUGUACCAAUAGAAAGUCAAACACCAGUGACAGCUAUUUAUUAUACCUAAGCGGCUUCCGUCGCAGAAUUCAAGGGUACAAAAUGCAAACUUCUGUCACAAGUUUCAGUUUGGUCAUUUUAAUUUCAGGUGCGUGGUGAACUUCCAUUUCGCUUGAUGAAGUAGUCUAGAGAGGAAAAGAAAUCGAAUGAGAGAUGGGUAAAGAUACAAGGAAUGUGGAAGUUGCGAAAAAUAGCAAACACAAAUGAAUAACACAUAAUGCGCACGAGGUGCAAAAGCUUAUCUCAAGCUCAAGUGUUCUAAAUCUCUUCGAGAAAUAAAUUCAUCCUUGUAAAAACAACAAACCUUUCACUUUCUCCUUUUAUGCCUAGCUGUACUCCAAUUUCUAAUGCUACAAUUAUUCCGAUCUCCUCCUGAUCCGGCAUGACAACGAAAAUAACUAGAACAUGGAACAAUGCUGAAACUUGGCUGUGAGGCAUAUGGCAAGGGAAUGGGGAAAAUAAAGCUAAAAAAAGUUAUUUUGUCACGUUUCUCACUGUUUUUUUUAGCAAUUUUUGGAUUUCCGCCAAUCAGAACACUUGAUUUAAUGGAAAUAAAUGAUUAAAAAUUAGCACCUUUUAAUUGCUUUUGCCGUUCCCCUGCCUGCCUCUUACACGGACCAUUACUUAAACAAAAAUAACUAAAGAAUGGGAGGGACUAAAUCUAGGUGUCGGUUCAUGUAAUCAUUGCAUUAUUUUUGCAAGUUUUCUUUUACACUUUGGGUAAAGUUUAACUUUUUAUACAGUAAUUCAGAAUACUUAUAAGUUUCUACUUUUCUACUAGAUGUUCCCCAGACUCCAAUUCAUGUAAAACCCCAGCUUGUUCGUUCAGCAUCCAAAAGUCGUGGCUUACGAGCCACAGACCUGGGAGAAAUCAAGAAGACAGAUAUCCAGUCAAGUGGGAUUGAUUUCCUUGAACUGACUCCAUCACGUCCUCCACAGUUGGCCCCUGUCAAGGUACUAUGCUUAUCAACAUUUUCUUGAUAGCAAAAAGCUAUCAUUUCAAACAGAGGGUUCAUUUGUGGCAGAUGUUUGCUAGGCUCCAAGGUAGCAAGGAUAUGUUUAACAUGUUUUGAUGGCACUUAAGGUGGCUCCCUAGAGUAAAUUGGCCGUGCACAGCCUGAGCACUAGUAUGGCGUGAGCUUUAAAAUCAGCGCGACGUCCACGCACAAAUUAAAACAAACAUGGCCUCUCGGUUUCGAAAUAUUCCCCCCAAAAAACUUCAUUAACUUUCUAUUGAAGCUCAUUGUGCAAAAAGUUUGAUUAGUGUAGGUCAAACAUUUAUGAGAGGAGACAAUGUUACACCAGCUACAAGUCACUAUCGAUCUCCAUCACAGUAAAUUGUAUGUAAAAACAAAGCAGAAAUUUUCCAAAGACAUCAAUUCUUUCGCUUCAAAAGUAGACAAACGUUAAAUAGUCAAAGUGGACAAUGUUUUUGAACAGCGAGAAAUAAUUUUUACUCACCGAUUAACCCUUGAUGAAAGCAAUAGUUGUCCGUCGAGACCUACGGUCUUGUGCGUGUAGCUGAGGACAUGAUGCACUAUUUAUAGAUCGGCACCAUCUUUUACAGCAGACUUUUAAAGAAAAACUUCGCUGUCGAAAUUAUUCCUAAAGAAAAACAAGGUUAAAAAAGUAUCCGGGAGUGGGCUGACAUUUGAAGAUCUGCAAACAGCGUAAAGCAGAUUAGGAAAUGAAGGGCUUAUUGCGAUCCUUGCACAACCACCGUCUUCAUUUCCGAUGAUCGCCAUCCUCACGAGUGACCACCACGGUUCGGAUUUUAGCUACAAUAGUCAAGUGCUUCGAAGAAAACAUCCUGUGUUAGGUAUAAAAUUGAAUCCGCUAUCUCUCCUUUAUCACCUGGCGAGAUAUCACCGUAAUAAUACUAAUAAACGGCUUCAAAACAAUGGCUUUGGUACUCUUCAAAGAAACCACAUGUUUUCAGUAGCUUUGUGCAUUAUGCGCAUGGGGGCAUGAUGGCUGGCGCGUGUAUUUUGCUCGUACGAACCCGAACCACGCGUGUUUUUCGGAUUUUUGUGACGUCAACGUAGUUAAUUAACCGUGAAUUUCUCGCGUUUCCUUGGGUAAAUUUUUUUAAAAAUGGCCUCAUUUCUUAACAGUUGCAGUACCUUUGCACUCUCCUAUUUCUGUUAAAAUCUGUAAGAGCUAAACUCCUCCAUUAAGAAAAAUUACAAAUUUCAAAAUAUUGGCAAAACCCUCUUAACGACCUCAUGUUUUUUCCAUUUUAAAAUGUUAAGCAAUAUCGUUAAUAUAAAGUGGCAAAGUUUUAAGACAUUUCACCGAGGGAAAUAAGAAAUAUUAAGAAAAAAUGAUCAAAAAUGACAAAAUUACUGCCUGUGUAAGGAUGCGAUGUUGUCAUGGCAACGGCCCUUAUCCAGAAAAUGAAACAUGAUAAAGGAGCCUUCUUAUAUGGGUAUUCUUAGCGGUGAAUCUCAUGAACAAAAUGGCAAAGACAAAGUAACUAGAGUUCGUUCUGUAAUGUAUGCUAGAUAGCUAGGGUUAUUAGUAAAUACUCUAGGGAGCCACCUUAAAAGAACUGUUUUAACCUAUGAUAAGCCAGUGGACAGCUGUUACUAAAAGUAUUUGGGCAAAUUGUAGGUUGGUGGAGGAAGAACCAGUAGGCUUGUGUAGAAAAUGACAAAGUACUUGAAAAGUGCUGUUAUCUUUAUUGGUGUGUACCAUAUUCACCCAUAUAAUAUUAUAAUGUGCACCCCUUUUUAGUUACACUGAGAUUUAAGAAAUGUACAACUUGUUGUUGGGGCCAAUAUUGAAGGAGAUAUGGCUGUUUUAUUUAACUGCCAGACACAUAGUUUGUUCAGACAUCUAUAUAUUUGUAACUGCAUUCUGGAGUUUUUGAAUGGCUGUUUCUCGUUUGAUAUUGGCACAGUAAACACAGAACUUGAGGAUUUUGUAAAACUCUUUCUGACUAAGUUGACCUUAUGUUCAUAGUCCCAUAAUACAGGCACUCAUAACCAGUCCCACGAGGUUUGAAAUUAGGUUAUGGUUUAUGGUCAAAUAAAAAUACAGUAAAGCACAUGACCAUCAACUUCUCAAGAAAAAAAGGAUUCCAUGUAUAAUACGGACCUCAAAUUUUAAAACAAGUUUUCAUGAAAAUAAGGUGUGUAUUAAACACAGGGUAAGCUUUAAAGAUGUCGCCACACCCGACUCUUGGUAUCUCACUUAAGUCAACCUAACUACUGAUAAUAAUUACUGCAAUCUUUAUUUCAUAAUUAUUAUGCCUCACCACAUUUGCCGCACUUGCAUAAAUUUCCUGUUGUGUUAUUAACUUUUCAGAUCAUAAAAUCUCACAAAGCCACACUUUGAAACAGACACUGAGAAAUUAAAAUAAUCUAGUGAAAAAGGAAGGUUGACUUUUAGACAGGUUUGACUUAUUUUCAGGGAGGUACUCAUGUAUUUAACACCAUUAUAGGAAUGUACUCAAUAACAUACUUUUCAGCAGCUGAUCAUUAGUUGGCAAAGAAACUGAAGGAGUGUAUUUAACAUUUUUUGUAGGCUGGAAAUCUGCCUCCCCAGGAUUUACUUAAACAAGUUCACAAGCAAGCAGAAACCAAACGAGCCUUGAAAAUGUAUUCUGUGAUCAGUGAUGGCGAAGAUGGAAGAAGUCGAACUCCAUCACCCUCAGAUCAUAAUAGAGAGCCAUUUAAUUCAGGAAUUAUAGAAAAUGUUGCAAGGUUUGUUACACUUAAUGACUUAAUACAGUCUAAACUUCAGUCAGGGCUAGCUAGACACCAACACUCACCAUUCACCAUGGGUCAGUAAGAUACCUUUAGUGGAAAGUAAAAAAAUUCAGUUGACCAAGAAUACUUGCCCAAUCAGGCAACUGGUUUUCUGCAGUGUGGAAAGUAGUUUUUGGGGUUCAAACAGCCAGCUAAAAAAAAUUAAUUCAUUUAGAAAUAGAUUAAUAAUAUAAAAGGCUUAUUAAAAAGAACUUCCUUUUGGAAUGCCAAGAAUAACCACAAAAUCUGCAUGCGUCCUACCUGGCAUAGAAAGACUAGGCACAAAAUGGAUGAUGCAAUGGAGGGUCAAGUAGCACUGGGGAUGAGAAACAUCGCUGCCAUUUUGAGUAGUUUGUUUUCACGUUUACAGAGGAGUUGUCCAUCAAUUGGUUUUUUCUGCAGUAGCUAUGAAAAAAAAGAACAGCAAAAGUCAUGACAAAAAUAUGAACAGAAAAGGAAGAUGCAGACUGGACGUCGAUUUCAAAGAGAGUGGCGGUCAGAGUUUGCGUAGUUAGAUAAUGAUAAAGAAUGGUGGUAACUUUCUUGAUCUUAAUGCAAAAGCUUUGUAGAAGAGAGUGUUCACCAAUGCAAACUAGGGUGACAGGGUCUGCCACAUUCUGGAGUUUUUUUUAAAAAAAUGAAGUUGAAGUUGAAGUUGUGGGCAUACAUGUGUAUUGGACUGUUUAUUGAGAGUUACCACAGAAGGUCCUUCUGUUUUUGGUAUAAUGUUUAAGGGCUGACCCAUUAAACAUGUUUUUGAAUUCAAGAAUUUAGGACUUGUGUUUGAUGAACAUAUUUCUUGGAAUUCUCAUGUUAAGUAUGUAUUAUCCCAAACUGGUAAAUGAUAGGGAAUGCUAGGGCUUACAUCAGGCUAUGCUAAUUCCAUUUACACAGCUUAUAUUCGUUGUAUCAUAGAUUAUUGUGACACUGUGUGGAACUGCUACGGAAUUGGCAACAGUUUGUCACUAGAGAGGCUUCAAAGACGUGCCGCUAAAAUUGUUUCAAAAAUGAGCAACAGUGACAGAGCUUUAGAUUAUCUUAAGUGGCCAUCUCUGGUAAAUAGACAAGAGUCAGCCAUAUUAAUGAACUCAUCAAAAGGUGUAUUAAAGGACAAUGCCUGCAAUUUAAAAAAAAACUAUUUUACUUUCAACAGUUCUGUCCACAAUCAAAUUACAAGGCAAAUGAACAUGUUACACCUGCCAAGGAUUGGAACUGACUUAGCAAAAAACUCUUUUAUUAGAAUGGUUCUGGAAUUUUUAAUAGGCUGAAUUUUUAAUGUUUUAAGAUUUUAUUCAUGUUUACUGUAACUGUAAAAAGUCAAUAUUUUAAGAUUAAAUUUUAGUAUACAUUUAUUAAUUUUUAAGAGAAUUGUAGGAUAAUUGUAUAGUUUUUAUCAGUUUUAUCAUUUUAAUUUUUAUCAGGGCCCCAAAUGAUACCCUGAUAUGAAUAAAUAAAGGUCUUUCUCUCCCUCUGAUUUUGAUUCACACCCUGCACUGAAAAAUUGGUGGAACAAUGGCUGAAGAGCAAGGCGCCCCAAUUUCAAUGAAAAGUGAAUCACUCAAGGCAAAACACUAUUGCUCUGUUUGGAAAAUUUACUUAUGGUUAUGGCAAGUAACAAAUAUGCUCCCUUUGAUUCUGGAAAAGAAAUAUCUGCUUUGGAAAGUAAAUUUGUAAAUCUACAUUGUACUUUCCACAAUGGCAAGUUGUGUCAAAAGUAAGUGUCAAGCCUCUGCUUCAGUGGGUGCUUCUUUCCCAUAUAGAAGAGACAUUAGGGACCCUAAGAUACAUUGGUGGCAACAAGAAUGUCAAAAAAAGCAAUAGGUUUAGUAAGGAAAACAACAACUUUGCACAUGCAUCAUGCUUUUUGGUAUACUUCUUUACCGUCACUGCACAACUACAACGUGAAAAUGUCUAGUUUCAUGUUUUAUGAAGGAUGUAAACAAGUAUUGACUUUCUCUUUCUAGACUUAGAUAAGGCUCUUAGAAAUUCAGUUCCAGGAGCGUUUGUAUACAUUUAAUAAAGUAAGUGAGUUGGAAUAAUCACAGUGAAGAUUGAAACAACAUGAAGUGACGUUUUCCCUGCCGUCGCUGUCCUUAUAUCUUAAGGUUCCUAUUGUUACUAUGAUACUUCUGCUCUACUCUUAACAGCAACAUACUGCACAGAUGGCUUUGCACAAGGCAACAGUAUUCCUCAAUGUUAUGUUUUAUUUUUAGGACAACAAAACCACCACCAAAGCCAGAAUCUCCAUUUGACAAUAGACCACGCAUUGCAAGAACACCAAUCCAUAGGCGUCGAUCAGCAGAAACUCCUGUACAACUUCGAAGCCCAACACCUUUAACUAAUAAGUUUUCAGACAUGGAGAACCCAGGACUUGGUGUUACAGGACAUGGGCUCUUGCCUGCCGGGGGACAGAAAGCUGUAAAGGUUUCUCCACUGGAGAAUGGUGUUCAUGAUGAUGACAACAAACAAAGUAAAACUUCAAGAGUGGGUAGCAGCCCUUCAGGAAAUGAUGAAGACAUGCUGGGGGUUGAGGUGGUCGGCCAAGGAUUGUUAAGACUGGAUAAACAGCUUGAGGUAUGACAUUUUUGUUAGCUAAUUAUAUUUAGUAUAUACUAAAACAGUGGACAGUUUUUUUUGUGUGCUCUGAUUGGCUACGUAAAGUCACAAUAUCCAGUGCUAUUCACUGAUUCACCUCCAGCUCCUCUUAGCAAGCGACAUGAAACUAGUUUCCUGGUUUGCUGCCGUUACAAACGAAAAAAUUUGUAUAGGUAAUAGCAUGAUUUGUAGGGAUAUUUGGCAUAAAUACCAUGAGUGAUAUUUCGAAUUUGUUAUACAUAAUUUCACGAGCCGUUAGACAAGUGAAAUUUGAGACAAUUUUGAAAUAUCACGAGUGGUAUUUACGCCAAAUAACACGUACAAAUCAUGCUAUUAUUUGUUUAUACUACUACCCGCAAUAGUUUUGUAAUUUUCACAUGUAUAUAUUUCAAAUUAGGCUGAAAUACCACUGCUCUAAGCCAAUCAAAUUGCAGAAAUUUCUCAUGUAGUAGUAUAACACAAUUAAUCAAACAAGCGUUUGCUGAAAUACACGAAGAAGGUGAUGAAAUUCGGUUCGAAAGCUUUAACAGGUAAAUCUUUGUCUGUUUGACUUGAAUUUAUCAAUGAAACCAGUGAAAAGUUUCUUGUUUACAAAUGCAAAUUAAGUCUUGCGUUACUUCAUUUAGCUGAAAUGUUCAUAAAUAAGCUUAAGACUAAAUGUAUCCUGUUCCAGGCGUUCGGAUGGUGGGGAGCGGGCAAAAAAUUAGGGCGCCGGUGAAAAAUUGACGAGGGAAAAAAUAGGGCGGGAAAAGGAAGGGAAUGCCUGUAUACAUUUUCUCACGGGACUCUAUCCGCCCACAAAUAUACCGCCGAACCCGUAACUGUAACAUGAACUACAUUUUGACGAGAAUGUGGUUUUACUUGUCAAUCAUAAUGGAAGUAAAUUUCCCGGGGAAAUACGACACUUUCACUCUCGCAAUUUCUUUCAUGUUCGCUCGAGUCUCAAUGGCCGGUUGUCCUUCUGCAGAGGAAUUGCAAAUCCAUCCUUCAGCGUCUUGUAGGUUCUGUGAAAAAAAUUGUCAAAUGUCCUAAACAGCAGUCAAAGUUAGACUUUGUUUAAAUAAUCGAUCAUUAUUGUUCAGGUCUAAAAUGUGACAAAAUUGGCACGAUCAUGGAAUAACAGAAAAUUUUUAAGCAAACUCUUACCAUUCUGUGAUGGAAUGAACCUUGUCAAUAGCGAUUGCGACAACAUUCUUUCCAAGCUGACCGCUUUGCAGCUCCGUCCUCCAUUCUUUUGACAGCCAGCUUUCCGGACUUCCAUAAACGAUCUCACACUCUCCACACUUUGCAGCGUGUUCGUCCAUGCCUUCCUCCGUUCCGAAUCCUAUGGCUGUCGCUUUUAUCGCAAUUCGCUUGAGCUGUUCGACUUGGUCUUUCAUUAUUGCUACGAGCGGCGUAACAACUAUGAUCGUUUGAACAGACACACCAACUGUUUCUUUGACGAUGCUCAUUAUGCGUGGAAAGAGUUGAAAGAUCAAACUCUUUCCAAAGCCUGUCGGAAGAAUCGCGAAAACAUCUUUGCCUUCAACAAGAUUCUUUAAACAAAUUUUCUGCUCGUCGCGAAGAGAUUUGACGUACGGGAGAUGUUCGAUGGCGUUGUUUAUAAUACUAUCGAAGUCCGCGUGACUCGAUGACAUAUGUCUCGCAACAGCUAUAUCGCAUUCCUCAUCAACGUCGCUAGUGAUCGAGUGUUGACAGAAGGUGUCAUAAUCGACCAAUAAGAGGGUAUACUGGAACACUGAGUACUAUACUCAACCAACAAAAAUUAGCAGCAUAAGUUGGGGAAAUAUUGUCAGUCACUUUGGAUGAGUAAAACUGUUGUCCUUGCCAGUAUUUAGACACCGCACACAUGAAAUAUCCUCAAAAACCUUGGUCAUUAAGAGUGUAUGUUACUUAAGGGGGUCUUAUUUUUGUUUAAUUUUUUAAGGGGGCAGGUAUUGAGAACAGUCAUUUGCAGUAUGAAACAGAGGAAUCAGAUGAAGGUUUGGAUGAUAGCACAGAUGAGGACGAUGAUGAGGAUGAUGAUGAUGACGACCAUAAUAAAGAGAAGGAAGCGGAGGAGGAAGAGGGAGAGGAUGAUGCAGAGGAAAAAGAUAGUAGUGAUGAGGAGGAAAAACAAGACAGAGAAGAAGAUGAGGAAGAGGAAACAGAACAAGGUGAUAGUGGGACAGAGAGUGAAGAGGAGGCUUACCCAACACUGUCAGACUCGGUAGAAAGUGACGCCUCACAAACAACAACUACCACAGUGACAGCUACUGAAACAGAAACAUCAACAAUUAAAAGUGAAGAUGACAGUUCGGAUAGUUUGGAAGACAGCGACGAAGACAGUGAUUCUGAAGUCAGAGAUCACAUGGCAAACCAACGUGAUAUGACGCCAAAAACAACAAGAAAAAGCUUGUCUAAAUCAACACGAGAGAGGAUGGAAAGAAUGAGACAAGAAGAGGAAGACAGGAUGCAGCGAGAACAAGAAAGGUAAGAAGAACUUUGUUUUAUUUGUGUUAUUUCUUUUGUGAUUUGUAUUGAGGUAGAGCUGCCUGUUAGCUGAUCUGUAGAAAAGCAGUUCAAGGUUUAGGGCCAGUUAGGCUUAUACUAGAGCCUCGCGUGUAGAUAAGGUGGGUGGGGAAAACAGGACGCCUUUUAAAUAAGACACAAAAAGCAUGAAACUUAAAGGUUCAUCUUAGCUAAGUCAGGAAAACAUUUGCUAUUUAUACGAGAAGUUGUUGGUUUUGAAUAUAAGUAAGGUGCGUAUUAGGCCAAAGCUAAUUCAGAGAAAUAUUAACUGUUACUAAUGAAAUCUGUUACUAAUGAAAUAUAAGGGAGAGUGUGACUGUUGUCGGGGUUAAAGGGGUCCUACCCUAAAACAAAUUGGAUCUCCAGAUGCGAGGGUCAUUAAGUGCUUUGGAAUGUACGCAAACUAUUUGGUACUUUUUGCAGUCUUUAUGGAAGGCGAGCAAUUUUUCCUUGCAUUAAAUCAUCUGUUGUUAUUCCCUUUGAUUAAUGUAUUGUAUUAUUGUCCCUAAACUUCGAAUGUAUCUAAAAUGUAAGAAUUUUUAAAGUUUUGUGGUGUUCUUCAGUCGUCGGUGCAACUUUAUGACUAUUUGAGAUUGUGGUGUGGGUCAGUGGUAUUUAUUUUAUGUUGAUGCUGUGUAUUUUUAUUAAUAUUAAAGGAUAGUAGAACUGGAGAGGGAUCGCUCUAAACAAUGGCAGCUUCAGCGUGAGGAGGAAGAACGACUUAGGCACAAGAUAAUGAAGGAAAAGUUGGAGCUCGGCAAGAUGCUUAACAAGAAAGAGAAGGAGCGGGAAGCAGAGCGGAAGAAACAACAGCAACUACAAGAAGAGCUACAGAAACAGGAGAAAGCACUGAGGGAUCGGCUCAUGAAACAACAACAAGAACUAGAGGAGAUUGAACAAGAAAAGCAGCGAGAAAAGGAACGUCAGAAGGAACGUAUGAAGGAGAGAAUGCGGCAGAAGCAAAAAGAGAAAGAAGCUGAGCGUCUAAAGGCAGAGGCAGAACUGAGGGAAAGAGAACAAGAGGAGGAAAUCAAGAGAAAACUUGCUGAGAAGGAAGCUGAAUUGAAGAGGAAACAGAAUCAAAAAUCUGAAUCAGAAGCGAAUGGUAAGUUAACCUAUUUUGAGUUAAUGGUCUGAAGAAUACUCAACACUAUAUUGGUACAGCCAACUAUAAUUCUCUUUGAUAUAUGUUGUUACAGUUGUUUUUGAAAAAAAAAAACGUUAAUGACGGUUUAAGUUGUCAAGUUAUUUCAGGUAUGUAAGAUACCUUCUGUAUUGUUUUAACUAUUUUCUCUAGGCCUGUCUGUAACUGGAUCCAAUUCCUCGCUUAAGUCAAACAGGAAACCGCCCGCUGGUGGAACGCCUAAGAAGAAAAUGCCUGUCUCUUCGUGAGUACAGCUUUUGUUAAGUUUAUUUUUGGAGUGAAAACCAGGGUUUUCAAAUUCCAAUUUGAUCAGUAAUUUGGGGACCAUAGGGUUAUUAGUCCGUUAGGAGUGCUUUACAUGUGCAACCUUCUUAAGAUAAAGUCAGCUUAUCAUCUUUAACUUCCUCGUUUUUCAGAGCUCAGUCUGAACGUGAUUCCAGUUAUGCGGUAACAGACGACCCAUCAGAGCUCCGGCGACAUUACGUAGCUUCAGCAGGAAGUAGUAGUACAGCAGCACAGUGCUGGGAAGUUAGUUUGGAUGAGCUACAACCUUUUAAUAAUCCUGAAAAUGCGUUACGAGAUUCGCUCAAAUAUUUGGCAAAUACCGAAGAUUGGUGAGUACUACUUUUAGUGAAAAUUACGGCUUUUGAUAAUAAAACGUCACUGAGAUUACCAGAUUUAAAUGCAAAAGAAUAAUGAAAGGAUUGCGGUACGAUACGAAUUGAAGAGAAUAUAACAUUUUUCUUCUGCUACCACCAGGGAGAUGAAAUGUGAAGGGAUUCAAGGAAUUCGUCGCCUUUGUAAACAUCAUCCUGAAGUAUUGAUUUCCCAACUACACGCUGUAACCCUAGCAGUCAUUGCAGAGGUACGCCAUGUAAUAACCGUGAUGUGCCCCAUUAUAGUAUGCUCUCUGGGUCCAUAUUAGAUGUUGCAGCUUUGUCUCUAUUCAACCCUCAAUUCUCUGUUUUUAGUCAAAAAUUUUAUUAUUGGUUGUUGAUUAACAGGUGAAGAAUCUUCGAUCACAAGUUUCUCGUUCUGGUAUUUGCUGCCUUGGUGACAUGUACACGACACUCGGAAAAAACAUGGACAAUGUAAGUGAGCUAUCCUAUUUGCAUUUGUAUGAGUCUUUUUAACUCUCCCAUACUCAUUAUUAAUUAUGGCCACAAAAAACUGCAGUUCUAAUAGUUGACUGGAAAUGAAACUUGAAAUUCCAAUGUUGUUUCCAUUCAAAUGGCACUUCAUCAGCAGUAUGUUUGCGUGGUAUUAUCUUUUGUUGCCAGUCUUUGUAAAAACUUUCUAAGAUCAGUUUAAACUGGGUUUAGAGAAGAAUAAGUGUUCGGGCUAUAGGCUUGUGGAGACAGUGUAAUUUGAUCUCCAGCUUAUUUUCAUCGUUAUUAGACCUCGCAACGUAUAUGACGUCAUCACCACUACAAGAUCAUUGAUAAUUUCUUCGCUAUAGCGUAGAAAUAGCGUUAUGACUUUCAAAUUGUUUGAUGCCUUUUUUCCAGGAACUGGAAGUCACUGCCAAAAUUCUUUUAGCAAAAGGCGGUGAAUCAAGUGGAUUUAUCAGAGACGAUGUUGAAAAGUCCCUUACAGCUAUGGUCAGCUCACUUACUCCCACACGUGUGAUGGUCGCGCUUAUUUCCGGAGGAGCAAGGUUUGUUCUUGAACUAAAAUUCCUUGUGAUUUUGUGAGUCUUAGUUGGGCAUUAUGCUAUCAAGUUAUAAUACAAAAACUGUUCUUUUCAGUGGAACGUCAAGAACAGUUUUGUAGCUUAUUUGGUUGUGGUUCGAACAGCUUUGUGAUUGGCUGAAAUAAAUUACGCGCCUUUUUGACCCAAUCAAAAGUAGACCGAAACCAAGGAUAAUUUGUGGCGCGUGUUUCCCGCACUUUACCGGCGUGGACCACAUUAUAUUUGUUUCGGGUUCUUGACUGGUUGAUCUUCCUUGGCUGACCAGUUGAAGCUACAAUUGGCGACAAAUUGUCGAGACAUUGUUCUCAAAUAGGGUAACUUCAGAGAACAAGAGAAUCCACGCCCCUCCCCCCUCGGCACAUACAUACAUACUUUUAUACAUGAUUUAUUUUUAAGCAGGUUAAGAGUUUGACAGCUAGAAAUCUGAUGUGGACUUGCCAAAAAAAACCCAGAAAAUCCUACUUACAAAUACAAAUAAUACAAUAAAAUACAAUAAAACCCUGCUUACAAAUACAAAUACUUCCUAUAUAAACGGUCCUAUGUAGAUUUUAUAAUUCUAUGAUAAAUAAGUGAAUAAUUAAAUACAUGAUUAGAACAUAAUAGGAUACAGCCACAAAGUAUAAAAAUCUUUCCUUUUUGUUGAUAGUGACAGCAUCCUCUUUCUGGAAGUUGAUUUUAUUAAUAAUGUUCCAGGCCUUUUUGCAGGCUAAGCUUGAAGGUCUGUGCAUUUUCAAGUUCGUUUAGAUCAUUGGGGUGACUGUUCCACAUUAGUGGUCCUUUAUACCUUAAACUACAUCUACCUACUUCUUUCCAUGUUGUUGUCUUAUAGUCAUCGCAAUGUUGCUGUUCGUAAAACCACUGCCCAGUUCUUGAGCUUGCUGGCAGAACGCAUGGGAACAAGUCGCCUUAUGAGUGGUGCAAAGGAUGUUACUGAGAGAAUAUUACCAACUGCUGCUCAGUUUGUUACUGACGGAGGACCGGAAACAAGGUACAGUAUAUAAGCCAUUGUACUGUUAAUCUCCAUUGAAUUGAUUUCUUACACAACACGUUUGUAGAUCCACAUCCGUUUUAAUGCCACACGCUAACAUAGGACCUUUCUUAUGGUUCAAACUGAGUAAAAAUCAAAGAGAAUCCCGUUGCAGCUAGUUUUGGAACGAAAACGCAACUUUUCAGAAUAUCUUUUCAAUAACAGUAACUGCUGCAAACUUUGUAUCGAAUAGACAACAGUUUAAAUUUUUAUUAAGUAUUUUAGCUUUGUAAAUAGUGACUUUGGUUUUUAGCAUUUUAGUAGCAUGGUUUAUUUAGUGUCUCCAAUUAGUCCCCUUUGGGCGAAAUACCUUCACACUUAAAGUAAAUGUUCUAUCUCUCUGUCCGGAGUGAAACCGGCAUUUGUCGGUAAGCAUUUGCUGGAAACAGUGGACUAUCAUCCUAAGAUGUUCUUAGGGCUUUGUAACGCGCUUCUUCUCACUCGUGACGAAGCCCUAAGAACGUUUGUUUGGGAGGGUAUUUCAUUAUUAUAUUUCAUUUGAUAUCGAACGAGCCAAUAGUUGAGGAACUUCUCCAGCUACAUUACAAGACAAAGUCUUUUCAAACUCUUUGUUGUGUAACACAGAUUGGCCUCGGACCAAACAAAGGCAAUUCUUAAAAUAUAAAACAAGUUUUUACAAUUGUUUGCGUUAAGUAACAGUAUGUUGUUCUUUUUUCAGGUACUAUGGACGUAAGAUUCUUCACAUUAUGUACGAUCAUCCAGAGUUUGACAAAAACGUGACCAAAUAUGUUCCGUCCAACCUACAGAAGAAUGUGCGUGAUACUGUCGAAAAUCUCAGGACUAAGGUAACGUUUGUCAUACAAUAGAGUAGAGGAAAUGUGACGCCACAAACAUUCGAAUUUGUGGAGUUAUAGGAUUGGUUGGCAUAUCCAGAAAGAGCAAGAUGAAAAGCGCUCUCUUGCCAAACGUCAGCCUGUUACAUGUAGUGCGAAUUGGUAGGAGAUAUAAGCACCAUUAUGCUCUGAUGACUCUAUACAAAUCCCUCUGUAAAACGGGCUUGGAUAGUAACCCCACCAACUUGCACUAAUAGGGAAAUUUUUAGGAAGAGGGCGUUUUCUUGUUUUUUUCUGGAUAUGCUAGCCAAUCCAAUAAUUUCACAAGUUUAGUUUUUGCGACAUCAUCCCUUCUUUAACCUAUACCCAAUGUAGUCUCAUUAUCUCUCAAUGUUAUCUCCUUCCUGAUUACUAUUAGUCUUUCAGUGACUCUCAAGGCCACCACUGUAAAAGGCAGUUGUCUGUAAUGCUUCUCAUGAUUGCUUUUUAGUUCUCAAACUAAUUGCAUGUCUUUCUUACCCACUUAGGGUCUUGGUGAUCCACCCUCGGACCUUUCAUCUUCCGCCCGGCAGCGGAAGCCCGCAUCCGGCGGCGGAGGUUCGCGCAGUGGUGGAAUGCGAGGAUCUGUGGCCAUGUCUCCGUCAUCAAACUCCAGGUACUCUGAAUAGCAGUUAAGUUAAACUCCUUGUUAGUCUUUGUGAUUUCCUGACAUAUCGUAUUUUUUCCUUAGCUCUAGAGAGUCGUCUCGGAGUGGUAAAUCUGUGGCCCGUGACGGUCUGAUUCAGGUGAGUGGCCUGUGCAGAGAAAUCACGCGAUUGAUAUUUUCAGUUUUUGCCAACAGUUGUCUCGAUAUUUUUGCUUUUAGGGUGAAGAGGUGAUUCCAAACAUUAUCAACUCUUUACAAGCGAACGACUGGAAGGAAAGGCAGCACGCUGUUGAUCAGUUUGUUGAUCUGCUACAGCUCAACCCAGAUGGACUGGGACCUAAAUUUACCAAGGUACAUACAUAUGUAUACCUUAAAUUAAAGGAAUUGCCAUACGUUUUCUAAAAAAACCGUAAAGGUAAAAAUUGAGGUAAAUGCUUUCGUUCCUCCUUAUUAUUUAUUUAAUAUAUAUAUAUAUAUAUUUUUAGGUUUGUUUGUUUGCCCUAUUCAUAAAUUCAGACAACAAAUUGUUGCACGAAAUAUCUAUGCUGUGUAGGUUUAGCGUGGACCAACUUGGGUUGGGUUGUGAUCUGGGAACUCACCUCAGUUUCUAAGUAAACGCAAUGUUCAUCGUAUAGAAACUUGUAAACUUUAUUUUUUCAGGUUUUUGAUGCAUUCGUUCCUCGACUUCAAGAUUCUAACAGCAAGGUACGUCCGUACAUAUAUUCAUAACUGGAACGAUGGUCAAGGUUUCGAAUUAAAAUUCACACUUGGCUCCGAGGCUGAGAAGAAUGAAACAAAGGAAAUCACGUUAAAAAGCGACGUCACGAGGAUAUCACUGUUUGAGGUCAAUUCUGUGCUGAAGUUAUUACUUAGUGCCUUUACUCAGACUGCACAAAACAUUCCCUUACAGUUAUCAAACAAAUGUCGUCGGGGGCCUUAACCAUAUUAGUUUUUUGGGUGAUUUUUACAGGCAUAGCAUUGUUGCAAGUUUCAAUUCAUGCCCAUCCUUGCCAUCCGUAGCAACAGAAAACAGCAAACAGUUUCAGUGCCUAAAGAUAGUGUUAAAUAAUAACAAAACCAGACCAUUAUUUUAAUAGAAAUCAAUUAAUGCGAAGACACAAUGAAGCUUUUAAAAAAACAGCAAAUGGCGUGACGCCAUAGCUCGUUAAAAUUCAGGUUUGAAUGUUUUCCUUCUCAGGUGAAUCUACACGCCCUGCAGUGCCUUCCCAAGAUCCUCCCCUGUCUUGCUAAUCAAUCAGGGGCCCUUGUUCCUCCGUUGGUGAGCGCCUUGACGUCUAAUCUUGCAUCCAAGAACUCAAAUAUUUUUUCCACUACAGUGGGAGCCCUAGAUGCUCUGAUUAAAAAUAUAGGUAACAGUGUUUUUGCUCUUAUUUCUCGCCUAAAACUUCCCGCUUUGAUUUCCAUAAUCACUGAUGCAGGGCGUCAUAAAUCAUAUUUCUGAGUGCGGGUGAACUCCUUUGAGUGAAUGCUCAGCUGUCGGGCAGCACUUACUUUGGUACUGUGUAUUGUAUUGUAUACCCUAAACUUUCGAUUGUGGCUAGAACUCAAACAUCUGACGAUAGAAGCUAGUCAGCACUUAACAUUCAAAUCCAAUGUUCAAUUUUAUGUUUUUCUUUGUACAUCUUUUACCAACAAAUCAUAUGCACGGUCUUGUUCGUCCAUAAACAGUUGCUACGUUUGUUUUGAUUGACGUUGCUCUCGUUUAUAGACAACAGCCUCCUCGUUCAACCAUUUUGCACAACAACGCAAUACGGAAGUGGCAGAGUCAAACCUAUCAUGAUCGAGAAGUUAGCAGGUAUGAAAACUUUUUCUUGUUGAUGUUUUUUUUUGUAAAGGUAUUAAAAACACAAAUUAAUUUUGUGUGAAAGGAUGGACCAAAAUUUCUGACACACUUGCAAAAUGGUUAUUGUUCCCUUGGCUGUUUGUCUUUAUUGAUGUAAACCAUAUUUAGUGGAGAAAACUUGCUUUAAAAGCCAGCAAACAUCAAAGAUAAAAACAACGAUGCUGCAGUUGCUGCUGCAGAUGCUCCUUGACCGUGCACAAUCCUUUGGCUCACAAAUUGUGACUGAAUAAAUUAAUGCGAUGUUUCUAUUGGUCAGUAAGUUCAGAAUGAUAGGAAAAUGCUAUUGAACGUUGUAGACGGUCAGGUCCAAAAAAGAUAACAAAAACAUACAACAAAGGAGUCUAAAGGGCUUCAUAACCGUUGCACUUGCGAAAUCUAACUAUAAUGAAAUGUUUCUUCUUACAUAGCUAAAGUGCUAAACAAGAAAAAAAAUAGGACCUCCGCCUUAGAAACGUACUAUUCCUGGUCUGAAGAAAAUGUCAGAGUAUACUGUGCUGUCCCAGACUGACCUUUUAUCUAACAUAAACUGGAAGAGACGAGACAAAUAAGAGAGCGCAAGGAGCAUGUCACAUACACGUCUUGCAGCAACCAUGUUACAAGAAAUCUGAGGGUUGUAAAACAGUUCAGUUCAACCCUGAAGGCCUUUUCUCGUAAAAAAAUCAAAUACGACACGCAGUGUUUCACCCAAUUUUCUGACCAGCCGUUUAAAGCCCGGUUUCCAUUUGAUUGCUACGAUCGCUGCGAUCGCUGAACCUUUUUUUUCUCAGCGAUCGCAGCGAUCUUAGCGAUCAUGUGGAAACCGGGCUUAAACUGACUUCGAGGUGUCUGGAUGUCUGAUGAAACACUGGGUAGAGUGUUGGAUGGUAUGUAGCUUCUAAAAUGGCAAUAAUUCUUGAAGAAAAUCAAAACUUAAGUUCUCAAAGUUUUAUGAUGAUUAAGAUCCGAUAUGCGAAGUGAUUUUAGCUUGCACUCUCUUCUGUUUUCUCGCCACUAGGUUGUCCCUAGCUCAGGGCAGCGACAAGAGACGCAGGCUAAAGCGAUUUCCUUCAUCUUGUGAAUUACUGAUGAUUUGUUUUGAAAAAAAUGAUCGCUCCCCACUUCACCGUGUUUUUAUCUGUUAGGUAUUUGUCCUACUGUGUACAGCCGGAAGCCUCAGGUUAUAACACGACAUGUUCUGCCCUUGUUGUGGAAUCUCCUUAGCUUGUCAAGUAACGGAAGUGCAGGAGGCAAUAACACAUCUAUACGGGCUUCGGUUGGUAAAUUAACAACAACACUGUACUCCAUCAUGGGAAGUCUUUUUAUAGAGCAAGCAUCCACGCAAUUACCAAGAGUACAGGAAAAAAUUCACGAUAUGAUUGGAUCAUGACAGAAAAAUAUGGACAUUUGGGGCUGAAAAUAUGGGGUGAUCUUUGAGAAAAAGUUUUUCGAAACUGCAGUGAGGUUUUUUUUUCCAAUAUUAUUAUUAGCUAAAUUUACAAAAAAAAAAAACUUUCACAUGGACUAAGCAUCUCCUAACUGUGGUAGUUAUAACCACUGGAGGCAGUUAGGGGAGAAAAGAAAUGUGAUAGGCAGUUUUUGUAAAUUAUUUAGUGCAGUUUAUUUAUGACAGAAAUAGGUUUUGCCAGGCCACGUAAUUUUUAAAGACAAUAUGGCAGCAGCAACUCAGAAGGGACGGUUGAUCUUACAAACACUGGCACCUCUCUUUUUAACGAUAGCAUUUUAUUUUCGUAAUAAAUACCAUCUGAUUGCUUAGCAAUUUGUAAAACGAUGAAGACUGGGUACUUUGCUUACGCAGGGUGACAAGUCAAGGAAGGGAUGGAGCAGUUUUAUCGCGUCUUGUCUCGCAACAGCCUUACUUUGAAGUUUACAGUAGCAAUUUUACACUAGCAAAAUAUUGUUCGUGUAGCUAUAAGAUAGUAGCGUUGUGCGUAAGUUAAAUUUAUUUAUUGAGGACGUAAAUUAAGGGUUAUGAAAGAAACGUAUCAUAUGUUAGUUAGAAUAAACAUGAGUUGACCAAAGGCGAAAUUCUCCAAAAGCAUUUAUUGCACUUGGAAAGGAGUCAAGAGAACUAGCGUCUUGAUAAUUUACACUUAAUCUAAAGGUUUUAAAGACAUUUUCAUUUCUCGUCGAGGGAAAAUUUGGACAUUGGUUUUGGACAUUCUUUUCCCUGACUGUGGGAAAAAGCUAAAAUUAUAGUUAACCAGAUUAUUUUUGUAAGGUUGCAGAUUUUUAUUUGUACAGCAUUUGUUAGGGUGUAAUUUGAGUGUAGCUCAAUUUAUUUAUUAGUUUGAGUCUGAGUUUCGUUUGCAGAGUGGUCAGCACUAUUUGUGUUGUUGGUAGCGGCGCACAGGCUGUGAGAAACUAGAUUGCUUGUGAAAUACAGCUAUUUUUAUAAACGUUGGAAAACAAGCAAAAGCCCUUUAGGCCAAGAUCGCAAAGUAGUAUGGGUAUUUUCAAAUCCCUUUCCACUCAGUGCCAUUCUAAAAUCUCUCGACGGUCAUCAAAUGGAUUAAUGCAAGCUAAAACUUCGUUAAGACAAAAUCGCGUACGUAAACUUUAAUAAGUUGAGCCUUUGAUCUAUUAAUUGAACUUUCGGACACAAGUAUCUUUAUUUCCUGGUUGACCAUACAAGUCAUAAGCUGCUUUUAGUGACAGCGUUAUUUCGGGAGUCAGUUUGUUCAGUUUGUGCGGAUGCAGGUCAUGUAUGGCCGCACUUUUUAAGGCCUUUCAGCUACCUCGGUAGGCUUUUGUACUUUAUGCUUUUGGUUCCCCACUUAAAUGUUCUUUUUCUUUUUAAUGCUUCAUUUUUUCUACUAGAAUGUUCUAUCUUCUCCCGCCCAAAGUCACUCCAGUGCUCGAAAACACUCAUCAUACAGAGGCUUUUUUUGUUAAUAUGUAGUAUAACAACAAUAUAGAUAACAAGUUUAUUGUUUUAAUACAGCAACAUAUAAUCCUCGAAACGGCGUGUUUAAGGAUGGCAUUUGAAGUUUUUAAUUUGGACUUAAUAAGUUCAUUUUUUCUUGAAAAAUGUUUUAACACUGUUUUAAUUUCCAUUUUCACGGUAAAAAGAAUUCUGUGGAGUUCCCACUAAGAUGCUCGAUGAAAUGCUAGCAUUAAACUCUGCCAUCACCUGGAAAUUUUGUUGCAUAACGCUCCACACGGUUCCUGAUGAAGGCAAGUACCUCAUUGUCUUCACACCCUAUAACACCUCUUUUAUCCAUGUCACACGCGGCUCUUCGCCAUGUGGUCGCGGCGUCGUAAAAAAUCCCAUAUUACCUUGCGGUCUUGCUUUUAAGUGGGUUUUGCUUUUUUUUUCGACAAUUUUCCCCGAAACAGCUGUAAGCUGCUGUCCUAUUGCCAUCUAUAAGAGGCUUUCUUGCCACUUGUCAUAUCUC
Porites evermanni is the source of this 28123-nucleotide messenger RNA. NCBI's taxonomy places the organism in Eukaryota, Metazoa, Cnidaria, Anthozoa, Scleractinia, Poritidae. The record is from the annotation of a GenBank genome assembly.